Molecule: messenger RNA, 534 nt
Organism: Uranotaenia lowii
Lineage: Eukaryota; Metazoa; Arthropoda; Insecta; Diptera; Culicidae
Exons: 1
Coding region: 1-534 (177 amino acids)
Source: RefSeq, a predicted model, not a curated record
AUGUACAACACGCUCGAAUCCAGCAGCGUCGUCGAAUCAGCACCACCGAAGAUGGCAUCCAUCCCAUAUGUUCCUGGCCUGAGCGAGAGAGUGGCAAAAAUACUACGCAAGCAUGAUGUGAUCGCCGCAUUUAAGCCAUGUGAUAAAGUCAAAUCGACAAUAUUCACAAAACUUAAAGAUCCCAUCCCCAAAAUGCAACAAACGAAAGUUGUGUACUCGAUUCAAUGUUCAUGUGGGAAAGAAUAUGUUGGCCAAACUUCUCAAACCCUGGAGAAAAGAACAAAACAACACGAGAACAACAUCCGCCUAAAGAAUACGCAAACUGGCCUGGCACAACAUGCGCUUCAAGACGACGCUGAUCACAAAUUUUAUUUUGACAAAACGCGAAUUCUGGAGAGAAUUUGCCACAAAUCCCACCGAUUGAUAGCAGAGAAACUGCACAUCAAACUACGGGGAAACCAGGCAGUUAAUCUCCAGAUCGACACCAAAGGAGUAUCCAGUGCAGUGAUGCCACAUUUCAAUCGGUAUUUUUGA